This is a messenger RNA of Phlebotomus papatasi, 1996 nucleotides long. RefSeq names its product alpha-(1,3)-fucosyltransferase C-like. Lineage: Eukaryota; Metazoa; Arthropoda; Insecta; Diptera; Psychodidae. The record is from RefSeq and is a predicted model, not a curated record. The transcript has 2 exons. Bases 59 to 1192 code for a protein of 377 amino acids. Gene Ontology annotation, molecular function: alpha-(1->3)-fucosyltransferase activity. Gene Ontology annotation, cellular component: membrane.
AAUAAUUUAAUUCAAAAUAGAGGCUGCAAUUUAUUUAUCGAACUAAAGCUUUACAGUAAUGUUGGCAAAUUCUCUGAGAAAAUACGCUUCUUGCUGCUUUGUCUUUAUCAUUCUUCUAAUUCUGUGGCAAUUUCUAUACCUAGUGACACAUGAAAAGAAUAUUAAAGUGAUAAAUUAUGAGCCAAAAUUUAUUCUUCUUUAUGAGGUUCCCAGUUGGAUGAAAACAAAAUACCAUGUUAAUUUUACAUCAAAUUGUGUUGUGACUACUAACAAAAAUUAUUUUGCUGAUAUAAGAAAGUUUGAUGCUUUAGUUUUUAGUGGAUCAGAUAAUUGGACAGCAGAAGAAACGUUUCCAAUUUUGAGAUCUCCUCAUCAAUAUUAUGUUUUUGCUGAUCACGAAACCCCAUUCUAUACACUGCACAAAUUCUCAAAAAAUUCUAGAGAGAUAUACAAUCUUACAAUGACCUACAGAGAAGAUUCCGAUAUCUAUUGGCCAUAUGGUUUCAUUACUGACCAAAAUAUAACCUAUUUGAGUGAUCCUGUUGUACCAAUAUGGAAAACACCAAAUUUUGAAAAUAACAUGGAUCACGAAAUAUUACAAAAAAUAAAAAAGAAGAAAAGAACUGCAGCAUGGUUUGUGUCUAACUGUCAGCCUCCCUCUAAACGUACUUUUUUGGUAAUAUCUUUAAGACGACAUAUAGAUGUUGAUGUCUACGGAAAGUGUGCAGCUCUACAAUGUGAUCAACAAAAUGCAGAACGAUGCUACGAGUUUGUGGAAGGAAAGUACUUUUUCUAUUUAUCUUUUGAAAAUUCGCUGUGCAAAGAUUAUCUAACGGAAAAGGUGUUUAACAUUAUGCAGUACUACAUUGUUCCGGUUGUUUACGGUGGAUCUAACUACUCAAAUCAUCUUCCUCCACAUUCCUACAUUGACGCCAAUGACUUUGCAACUGCCACAGAAUUGGCAAGUUACCUGAAAUAUCUUACAAACAAUAUCCAAGAAUAUGUCAAAUAUUUUUGGUGGAAAAAGUACUACAAGAGUGUCAGAACAUCCCUAUCUUAUAACAAUCUUUGCGAUAAACUCUACAAAUUUACAUCAGUUCCUGGACAACAAUUUGUAAAAUCCUAUAAAAAUAUUGAUUCCUGGUUAAAUGAUGGACAAUGUGGAACAACACCAAAAAUAAAAUUUAACUAAAAAACUGCUAAAUCAAAUGGAUAUGCUUCAUCAAAAUUUUAAGUAACUUGAUAGUUGGAGAAUUAUUAAAGAAUAAAGUCAGGUUGCUGUCACCUCGUAAACUAGAUAAUGAAACACGACACAGAAAAAAUAAUGAUCAGCAAUUAAUUUUAAAAAAAAUUAAAAUAAAUAAAAUUAGUCGCAAAAAAUAAAAAAAAGAAAUAUAUAGAAACUUUAAUGGCUCGAAGUAAAAAAAAUGAAGAUUUAUAAAAACCAAGAAAUUUAGUAGAAUAAACCAAAAUGUAAAGUCAGCUCUUUUGAGUUUCAUUCCAUUAUUUUGAAACCCGUUCAGUGGAGUUUUAGAUGUGGCAUCGUUAUUAAAAAAAAACUUUUAUUAAAUCCACAACAUUUAUAAGUACAAAAUUUCAUAAAGACCUGAGGGGUGACAUGGUAACUUAUUUUCGAUAUUAUCGAUUGUCGAUUUUGAAAACUUUAAAAGAUAGCUGCACCUUCUGUAACUAAUAUAGAUAUUUAUCAACAUAUUCUUUUAAGAAUGUCACUAUGAAUGGCCCAACAAAGCGUAAAAAGUCUACAUUCACUUAAUCUAACAGAUAUAGAUUUAUCGAUACUAUCGAUUCGAUAGUAUCGAAAAGUUAUCAUUCCACUCCUGUUUUCAAAAAAGCACAAAAAUUUAAAAAAAAAACAACAACAGAAAAUUUGUUUUUCAAUUUAUCUGAACAAUUAUAUAAAAAUAGAUAUCAGUAUGCAAGUAGGAGUUUUUGUGUAAUAUAGUCUGCUAGUUAACCGAACAAAUUUUACCGAUUA